AAAAAAAAAUUAUAAAUAUUUACUAAAUUUUUAAUAAACGUAAAUAUUUUAGAAAAUUUUACUUUCGGGAAUAUGUUUGUAUGAAACUACGGCUUUGACUUGUAGCUGACCACAUUCAUGGGGAUAAUAAAUGGAACCCCACCUAUUGUCUGCAAGGUCAUGACCAAACAGUAUCUUCUUUUUCUUUGACUCUUUGUGAUCCCUAAGCCUAGGCAACUUGACCGUGUCGACUCUCUGCUGGCCCAUUGUGGAUUCUGUAAAUUUUAGUAGUAAUAAACAACUAGUAAUAGUAAGAAGCUCAAGCACGUAUAACUUAUCACACAAAAAUUACAUAAUAGUAAAGAAAGAAUAUGUAUAUAUAUAUGGCCAUUGUUCACUAUUAUUUAUUAACAUCAUGAGCGUUUUCAUUUUUUUUCAAGUUAGAGCAUAUUUAUCGUAGAUCUUUUAGGUUGGGUUCUCUUAACGUAAUAUAAGAUAUGGUCUCUUAUCUUUUAACUAGAAAACUAAAACAUGUCUCUUAUAUCUCUUAUUUAAGAGACGUCUCUUAGUUUUUUUAGUUAAAAGCUAAGAUACCGUAUGUUAUAUUAUGAUAAGAGACCCAACUUAAUAGAUCCAGAACAAACAUGCUCUUAUACUCCUUGUUUGUCGCAUCAAACUUCUUUUCCUUGGGCUCUAAAGUCUACAAGAGUCAAGACUACAAGUCCCUGUCGUCUCCAUUACUUCCACUUCUGCUCCUUUCUUUACUAACUUUAAUUAUUUUUCUAAGAAAAAUGACAAUAAAUGUUGCUCUCUUUUUCAUUUCCUGUUUCUUGCAAAUUGAAAACCUGAGAAAUCCCUAGCCCACUUCUUUACUUUGCCUUAGCUGUAUUCUACAACCCUAACGAGGGUACUACUAGUAUCUAUAUCAUAUUCACACCUUCAUUGUUAUCAAUCAAAAUCUCAAAGCUCUACUUGAUAUCUUGCAUCUUGGAAAAAUGUUUUGUUUUUUGAACAACCUGCUGUUGCUUUCACAAACAUUAAAUACACAAUGCCGUAAAUGUUGUACAAAAAUUGCGUGUAAUAAAUGGCCAGGGCCGGCUCGAAGCUCGCUGAUCGUCCUUAUUUGCUUCUCUAUUCCCAUACACACAAUCGUAUUUAUUUCCUCUUUUCGUAUUCCUCAUUUUAUUUAUAUCAUCUAUAUAUAAAGAACCCUUCCUUUGGCUUUUUGUUUCAUCUUUACGACAUUAAAAACCAGACUAGAGCAAACACACAUUAAUAGUUUUACCUUUUUUCUCUAAAAUUCUCACUUUGAUCCUAUCUUCCCCUUUUUCACUUGGAGGCGAGGUGAGCAAAAUGGGAAGAAAGCCUUGCUGUGACAAGAAAGGUUUAAAGAAAGGUCCAUGGACUCCUGAAGAAGAUGAGAUUCUUGUUGAAUAUAUCAAUAAAAACAGCCAUGGAAGCUGGAGAUUACUUCCAAAGAAAGCUGGUUUACUACGCUGUGGAAAGAGUUGUAGAUUGAGAUGGACGAACUAUCUAAGACCAGACAUAAAGAGAGGUCCAUUCACUCCCCAGGAGGAGAAACUCGUUGUCCAACUUCACGCCAUUCUUGGCAACAGGUUGCUUCUACAUUGUCUUAUAAAACUCGGUUUCUCGUUGUUUGAAUCCUCUCUUUUUGUCUUUGGGGUUAGGUGGGCUGCUAUAGCAGCACAGCUUCCAGGGAGAACAGAUAACGAGAUCAAGAACUUAUGGAACACUCACUUGAAGAAACGUAUGCUAAGUAUGGGUCUUGAUCCCAAAACCCACGAGCCGUUACCUUCACAUGGGUUAGCCAAACAAGCUUCAGCUUCACAAACAACUCGCCACAUGGCUCAAUGGGAAAGUGCUAGGCUCGAAGCUGAGGCAAGACUCUCUAGAGAGUCAAUGCUUUUUAAUCCUUCUUGUGAAGUGAAAUAUGAAUGUGAUCACUUCUUACGCAUAUGGAACUCAGAGAUUGGUGAAUCUUUCAAAAACCUUACUACUACAAGUCAAAGCCCUUGCUCGAGGACAACAUCUUCCUCAUCUGCACUUGUAGGGAAAGAGACUGUUAUGGGGAUUAAUCAUGGCUCUGGCUCUUCUUCUCCAUGUUCGAACAAUGUUCAAGAUGUUUCAUCAGACUCUGCUCUUCAGCUUCUACUUGAUUUCCCAAUAAGUGAUGAUGAUAUGAGCUUCUUGGAAGAGAACAUUGGUAGUAGCUACACAGAGUCACACGUUGGUGUUUCUAUCAAUGGUUUCUAAAUUCUAAAGAGAGAUUCAAACUUUGGUCUUCUGAUCUUUAGUGAUCAUUGUCUAUGUAAAUUCGCAUUUAGUUGGCUUAAAAUUAUUUCUUUUCUUAUC
Brassica napus (rape) is the source of this 2352-nucleotide messenger RNA. RefSeq names its product transcription factor MYB17-like. The transcript has 3 exons. The record is from RefSeq and is a predicted model, not a curated record. Bases 1333 to 2253 code for a protein of 306 amino acids. Lineage: Eukaryota; Viridiplantae; Streptophyta; Magnoliopsida; Brassicales; Brassicaceae.